ACACUUCUUCCAAAACAGUUUAGCCUUGCCGCAUCUUCGAGUCCAAAAUCACCACCCACACCGAGUCACCGACAAUUUAUAACUGCCGUUAACAGUUAACACCACCAUCUCUCUCUUCGUCUCCCAUUAUUUUAUAAUAAAAAUUCACACAGACGAUGGGGAUCAAUUGGUAAGCCAAUGAGGAGGUCAUUGCGGAGAAUCAUUGAUUGUUUUAGUAACAGCGAUGGCAAUAGAACUGCGAGGAAACAAGGCAUAAAGAAGGCAGAUCAAGAUAUUCAUUGUGGACAACACGCUCCAAAAAAUAACAAUUGCCACAAGAUGGCAUUUCAAGGAGUUCGAUUGCAUAUUCAUGAUCGUUAUGUGGUGAUGGACAAUGGCAUACUUCAAGUAACAUUAUCAAGACCAGGAGGUAUUGUAACUGGAAUCAGGUACGGUGGGAUCGACAAUUUACUGGAAGUUCGUAACAAGGAAACUAAUAGAGGGUACUGGGACCUUCACUGGAAUGAACCAGGAGGCAAAGGAAUAUUUGAUGUGAUUCAUGGAACAAGUUUUAGGGUUAUAAUUGAAAAUGAAGAACAAGUCGAGCUUUCCUUCUCAAGAAUGUGGGAUCCCUCCCUUGAGGGAAAGUUUGUUCCCUUGAGCAUAGAUAAGAGAUUUAUAAUGCUUCGGGGUUCUUCAGGCUUCUACUCUUAUGCCAUUUAUGAGCACCUGGAGGAGUGGCCUGGGUUUGAAAUUGGAGAAACAAGGAUUGCUUUCAAACUCAGAAAAGACAAAUUUCGCUACAUGGCUAUAGCAGAUAAUAGGCAAAGAUACAUGCCUCUUCCGGAUGACCUUUCAAAGGAAAGAUGCCAGACACUGGACUAUCCAGAAGCUGCCCUACUUGUACAUCCAACUGAUCCACAGCUCCAGGGAGAGGUGGAUGAUAAAUACCAAUAUUCUUGUGAGAACAAAGAUCUCCGGGUACAUGGAUGGAUAUGCUUUGACCCGCCGAUAGGGUUCUGGCAGAUUACACCCAGUGAUGAAUUUCGAUCUGGUGGACCACUCAAGCAGAACCUGUCCUCACAUGUGGGACCUACCACCCUUGCUGUAAGAGACCGAUUCUUAUGGUAUUGGCAGAUGUUUCUUAGUGCUCAUUAUGCUGGAAAAUAUAUGAUGCCACAUUUCAAGCAUGGUGAACCAUGGAAGAAAGUGUUUGGCCCGGUCUUCAUUUACCUAAAUUCUGCAGCUAAUAGGAAUGAUCCAUUUCUGCUUUGGGAGGAUGCAAAAAUGCAGAUGACGAUUGAAGUGGAAAGCUGGCCAUACAAUUUUCCAGCAUCUGAGGACUACCAAAAGUCAGAACAGCGGGGUAAUCUCAGUGGUAGAUUCCUAGUUUAUGAUAGGUAUAUUUGCAGUGAAUAUAUAUUAGGACAGGGUGCUUAUGUGGGAUUGGCACCCCCAGGAGAUGUUGGGUCGUGGCAAAUGGAAAGCAAGAACUACCAAUUCUGGUCUAGAGCAGAUGAGAAUGGAUUUUUCUGCAUAAAAAAUAUACGAACUGGUGACUAUAACCUUUAUGCAUGGAUCCCUGGUUUUAUUGGAGAUUACUGCAAUAAUGUUAUCAUUACGAUUACCUCAGGCUGUAACAUUGAAAUUGGUGAUAUCGUGUACGAGCCUCCAAGAGAUGGGCCCACAUUAUGGGAAAUAGGCUUCCCUGAUCGUACUGCCGCAAAGUUUUAUAUUCCCGAUCCUGAUCCAAUGCAUGUAAAUAAACUUUUCAUCAAUCAUCCUGACAGGUUUAGGCAGUAUGGAUUGUGGAAAAGAUAUGCACAAUUGUAUCCUCAUGAAGACUUGGUUUAUACAGUUGGUGUUAGUGACUACAGAAAAGAUUGGUUCUUUGCUCAGGUUGUCAGGAAGAAAGAAGAUGGUACAUAUCAAGGAACUACAUGGCAAAUUAAGUUCAAACUGGACAAUGUAGACAAGAGAGCAACAUACAAAUUGAGAGUGGCAAUUGCAUCUGCUACUCUAGCCGAAUUGCAGGUUCGAGUUAACAACCCCAAAUCAAGCCGUCCUCUAUUUUCAACAGGAUUGAUAGGGAGGGACAAUGCAAUUGCAAGACAUGGAUGUCAUGGGAUCUACGUGUUAUAUUCUGUGAGCAUACCUGGUAUUCAGCUUGUUGUUGGAGAGAAUACCAUAUUCCUAAAACAGCCAAGAUGCACCAGCCCGUUUCAAGGAAUUAUGUAUGACUAUAUCCGUUUAGAAGAACCCCCGGCUUCUGAGUACUCGAAGGAAGCUUCAUGUUCUUCAGAGUAAAUACUUUUACCAUGCAUAAUUACCAGUAUUUGAAAUGUUAAUUGUCAAUUAUAGGGAUGUUAGUUGCCAUUUAUAAGACUGAAUAUAUAAGUAGUAGCUGUAUCCUUCAAAUAAAAACUAUCUGCGAUUGUAUGUAUAGAAAUAGAUGGUCUAUAUACACAUAUAUACAAGAUGGAUGUAAUAAAGAGUAUAAAGCACGGGUGUGUCAAUUCGCCCGUCAGAAACUCCUCAAAGUACUGUGGCCAGGUGAUUGUCCAAAUUGUACUCUCUAGCUCAUUCAUAUGGUUUAUAGCCUCCAAAAUAGGAAACUAGUUUGUCACAUGUGAAAUCAAUUAGAAUUAUAUUGAUUUUUGAUUCAAAUUUUA
Molecule: messenger RNA, 2651 nt
Organism: Carica papaya (papaya)
Lineage: Eukaryota; Viridiplantae; Streptophyta; Magnoliopsida; Brassicales; Caricaceae
Biological process (GO): carbohydrate metabolic process
Molecular function (GO): catalytic activity; carbohydrate binding
Source: RefSeq, a predicted model, not a curated record